This is a messenger RNA of Maudiozyma saulgeensis, 1494 nucleotides long. NCBI's taxonomy places the organism in Eukaryota, Fungi, Ascomycota, Saccharomycetes, Saccharomycetales, Saccharomycetaceae. The record is from the annotation of a GenBank genome assembly.
AUGAGUGAAGCAACGAGCAUUGCUGCUCUGUCAAGUGAGAAGAGACAGAUCCUGCACGAUCCAAUGUUAGUGGAGGAUUUUAGUGAUGUUGUGAGACCUGUUACAAAGUCAGAGGAGAGUGGAAGUGUGGUGGUAACUGCAAACACCAACAUGAUCGCACCUGAAGAGCCACCACACGAUAUGGAUUAUUCAGAUAGUGAAUUUGAGGACAAUCUAGAGCAAAGAAUGAUGGAGUUACGUGGUGGUACCGGAUCAUCUACUGAUGUCUCGUUGAAUGAGGCACGAACAGAGUUGAGAAGUAAACUACAGCAAGAGGGACCCUCAUUGGAGUUUUCAGAUGAUGAUGAUGAUGAGGAAGAAGAAGAGGAAGAGGAAGAGGAAGAAGAAGAUCAUGAAGAAAAAGUUCAUGAGGAGAAUAAUGGCAACGAUUCUGACGAUGUUGAUGAUACAGAGGAUAUUGCUGAUGACGACAAUGACGAUGAAGAAUUUCAACCUUUAGCGCCACCCCAAGAACUAGACCCAGAUAAGUUGUACGCACUGUAUGCAUUUAACGGUCCAGAUACUUCACAUUGUCCUUUAGAGCAGGAUGAAGCCUGCAUUUUAUUGAACGAUCAAGAUUCUUAUUGGUGGCUAGUUAAGCGAUGCCAUGAUAACAGAAUCGGGUUUGCCCCAGCUGAGAUUCUAGAGACAUUUCCUGAGAGAUUAGCAAGACUGAACUGUUGGAAGAAUGAGAAUCUGUCGUCAUCAUCACGGCUCGAUGAAAAAAAUAAACUUCAUUUGGAAGAUUACAACAAAAGUAGCAAGUCUGUGUCGUUCAACGAUAUUGUCAGUUACGCCGAUCGUUAUGUAGACAGCGAUGAAGAGCCUCAACAGGAGGAUACUUUUGGUAAUGAAGCAACACGGUUUAAUGAUGAAACAAGUGAUACCGUUAGUGAUGUGUCAUUCACUACCGGUUACACGCAACCUUUAGUAUACAAGAAAACAAGAAAACAACAGGAUAUCGAUGAUGAAAAAACAUUACAGGAUGAUAUCGAGGGAUUGUUGAACCCUACUGUUAUCACCAGUACGCAACAUGCAGGUGAAACCAACGAUAAUGAAAACGAAGAAGAUGAUAUUACAAAGGUAUUUGAAGCACCGGUGGUACCGUUCAAACAGGGUAAAUUACGUACCUCACGUUCAGAAAAUUCUAUAUCCUCCAUAGGAGAAUUUUCACCAUCCUCAUCCUCAGACCAAACGAACGAUUCUCCGCAGGACCAUACAAUGACAGAGUCACCAUUACGACCUUUACCACAAUCUCAUGCUAUUCAUUCCAUUUCAAAUAUUGUAACAUCUCAAGAACUAUCUCCAGUAACAUCUCAAGAGGAGUUUUCAAUGAUUCCUUCCACUGAAGAUGGUUCUCCACAUCCUGCAAUUGCCCGCAUUUAUGAUCCGUUUUUCACCCAGAUCGACAGCAUGUUGCAUCAUCUUGAUUUAUUACUGCAACCACAGUCAUAG